Molecule: messenger RNA, 1106 nt
Organism: Mustela erminea (ermine)
Lineage: Eukaryota; Metazoa; Chordata; Mammalia; Carnivora; Mustelidae
Gene: TCL1A
Product: T cell leukemia/lymphoma 1A
Exons: 4
Coding region: 34-381 (115 amino acids)
Biological process (GO): positive regulation of peptidyl-serine phosphorylation
Molecular function (GO): protein serine/threonine kinase activator activity
Source: RefSeq, a predicted model, not a curated record
UGGGACUGCGGUGGCGGCGCGGCCCGGGGCGCCAUGGGCGAGCUCCCGUUCCUCAGGGCGCACACAGCCUUGCACCCGGACCACCUGUGGAUCUGGGAGAGGUCCGUGUACGUGGACGAGAACCGGCGCACCUGGCUGCCCAUUACCAUCGAGACGGAGAGUAGCCUCCAGGUCCUCAUGCGUCAGGAGGAUGUGUCCCUGGGGGAGGCCAUGUGCCCCAGCCUGCUGGCCCCAUGCCCUCUGCCUUCCAUGUGGCAGCUCUACCCUGGAAGAAGAUACCGAGGCUCAGACUCGAGUUUCUGGCGCAUAGUGUACCACAUCGAGUUCAGUGGCAAGGAGGACAUGCUCCUGGAGCAGCUGCCAGACCCAGAGGGUGAGUGACCAGGUGGCACAGCUUCUGUCUCCUCCUGUCCCCGGAGUCCGAGUGCUGCUGGCCGGCGUGGGGAUGUUCGUGCUUGCGAUCACCUGCGUUUCCCGGGCCUGCGUGCUCUGUGUGGCCACUCCCCAGUCCGGGAGGGAGCAAGGGACCAAGGACAGCCCUCUGCAGGGCCUGCCGGGCCUGCCUGCUGCCCGCUCGCCCUCCCCCAGCAGACGGUACUGGAGAGGAGGCAGGCUGGUAGGGCUUGGUCCAGCUGCCCCAGCGCUAGCUGCUGUCCGGGUGUCUCCAUCCCCUGAUGGUGUUGGGCCUCUGUCUCCGUUCUACUGCUCUCAGUAACCAGUGUCCUGCACUGCGGCCCGUGCCUGCUUCUCACUCUGUUCCCUCAGCUCCGUGUGCCUCUGGCUGGAAGGGAAUGGGACCCAUGCACUUGAGCCGGGGCCAGGCCUUGGCACCCCCGAACCAGCUGUGACACAUGGCACAUGUCUGCACUUGACCGUAUCCCGCUGCCCAGGCACGCUGUGAUACGGUUCACAGGAAGGCCCAAGAGGAGCCCGGAUCCGUGCGCCGGACAGAGGAGCCCCUGAUCCACAGUCCACAGCUCUCGACCCAGCGGGAAGCCAAGUGAGCACUGCAGACGCCCCCAGGUGGCCCAUACGCAGAGGGACACAUGUUGGAGGGGCCCCUUCUUUGGAACAGUGCCCAUACACCUUGGUGUUACGAAGUUGUA